AUGCAGUUGUCACUUGCCCUUGUGGCUGCUGCCCUCAGUCAGGCGGUCGUGACGACGGCAUCCUCCCUUACUCCUCCGGUACUGCCGUUGAUUGUUCGGAACCCAUACCUCAGCACAUGGCUGGGAAAUGCCCGGGACACACCUUGGUCCAAAUGGCCGAUGUUCUAUACCGGAGAGGAAGUAGGCCUCUCAGUGAUGGCCCAGGUCCCAAGUCAGGGUUCGGUUUAUCCCCUGGUGGGCAAACCUCAAGAUUCCCUGCAAUCAAAGAAGAACUAUAAAGUAGAAUACCCUGAGUAUCUCGGACAUAACUAUGACGCUUCCACUACCAACUUAACCUACCGUAUUGAAACCGAAGCCUCUCUACCUCUCGAUAUUACAGUUUCUUUCCUGUCUCCCAUCACGCCGACAUCGACUCUGCGGCAGUCCAUUCCGGCUUCCUACAUCACGGUAGAUGUAAAGGGCGAUGUAGACGUGAAUAUCUACAUAGAUAUUGAUGGACGCUGGGCACCAAGAAAAAGAAGCCUAGUCUUCAGAGAUGGCAGAUCCGGGAGAGAGAAUGAGCUGUUGCUAUCUGAGAUUCGCGAUCGUGCUGAAUGGGGCACCCUUCAUUUCACUGGCCCGACCAAUACCAACUACGAGUCUGGAGAGGCCGGACAAGUACGACAAAGAUUCGCCAGCAAUGGUGUACUAGGGAACGAGAAUGAUAAGGACUUCCGAGCCAUUCGGGACCGCUCCCCCGUCUUUGCCUUUUCCAAGUCAUUCAGUCUCGGUCGGUCAUCGAAGCAGACAUUUGAUAGCGUCACAUUUACGAUCGCUCUGAUUCAAAUCCCCGUUGUUCAAUAUGCAUCAGCUCGCGGAUUGACUCUCAUGCGACCCCUUUGGGAGUCCUGGUUCCCAACUACCGAGGAGCUACUAAGUUUCCAUUAUAAUGAUCACGCUGCAGCUGGCUCCCUAGCAGCUAACUAUUCCCAGCAAGUGGCCGAUGAUGCAUAUCUAUCUGGUGCUGAUGACUACGUUGAAAUUGUUGCUCUCAGCGCGCGACAAGUCAUGGGUGCUACCACUUUCUCUGGCACACCGGAUAAUCCCAUCCUAUUCUUGAAGGAGAUUUCAUCUAAUGGAAAUUUCCAAACCAUUGAUGUCAUCUUCCCGGCAUUCCCUUUCUUCUUAUACACCAACCCGCGCUGGUUGGCAUACCUUUUGGAGCCAUUAAUCGAACAUAUGUUGAGUGGUCAAUACCCUAACAGCUAUGCUAUGCAUGACUUGGGUGCACACUUCCCUAAUGCUACCGGUCAUCCGGAUGGCAGAGAUGAGUACAUGCCUGUGGAAGAGUGCGGUAACAUCCUGAUCAUGGGUCUCGCGAUUGCAAACUCGCUUCAAUACGAGGAGGCGUCUGAGGCUGCGUCCAUGUGGUCUACCCAAGGCUACACCUCUUCGGGCUACGAUACCGAAGACGCCGGUAUUUUCCCUCUGAACGACCUCCAGGUACUUUCUGGUAUUGCGCACCAGGAUGGUAAAUGGGGCGGUGGCCGCGAGGGUAAGAAGCUUGCCGAGAGAUGGGUCGAGAGAAGUUACACUCUUUGGAAGCAAUGGACUGGGUAUCUGGUGGAAUUUUCCUUGGAGCCUGCCAAUCAGCUUUCUACCGACGACUUUGCAGGCUGGCUAGCGCUGCAAACCAAUCUCGCCUUGAAGGGCAUCGUUGGUAUUAACGCGAUGAGCAAGCUUGCUGAGCUCACUGGACACAAAUCUGAUGCGUCACACUUCAAGGGUAUCGCCGAUAAAUACAUUGCCAAGUGGGAAGAACUCGGGAUGUCUCGCGACGGCACACAUGCGAAGGUAGCCUACGACUGGUACGGUUCUUGGACCACGAUAUACAAUCUCUACGCAGACGCCCAGCUUUGCUUCCACUUGGACGGAACUGACGAUCCAUCGAGCAAAUCAUCUGGUUUUGUCCCUCGCCACAUUUACCAGAAGCAGUCACUGUGGUACCACUACGUUCGACAGAAAUAUGGACUCCCUCUUGACAGUCGACACUUGUACACGAAGACCGACUGGGAGUUCUUCUCAAUGGCAGUAGCUUCAAAGCCUGUUCGCUCCGAGAUUUUGGAAUCUGUUGCCCGUUGGAUCAACGAGACUGUUACGGAUCGUCCGUUCACGGAUCUUCAUCAGACAGAGGGAGAUGGCAACUUCCCUGGUCCUCACUUCUUUGCUCGGCCUGUUAUUGGAGGCCAUUUCGCGUUCUUGGCUCUAGAGCGUGCAUGUGGGGGUCGAGCUAUGACCGGAUUAUCGUUCUUGGAUGAGGUGGAUGACGAGACUAUGAAGACUUGGUCGAUCAAUGCUGAGACUGCAGCGGCCGAACUUGCUACUACUUGGAAGCAGCAUCACGGUGCAGAUGCGGAGCUGUAG
Messenger RNA from Penicillium malachiteum, 2403 nucleotides. Its product is annotated as putative glutaminase. The record is from RefSeq and is a predicted model, not a curated record. The transcript has 6 exons. NCBI's taxonomy places the organism in Eukaryota, Fungi, Ascomycota, Eurotiomycetes, Eurotiales, Aspergillaceae. The coding region runs from base 1 to 2403 and encodes 800 amino acids.